CAGACCAAUGCCUGGAGGAUACGCUCCCUUGCCAAAUCCGCGCUCUGCGCCGGACAUGGAGCGUGAGAUGGACGAAGCAUUCGAGUCGGACGGUGAAGAGGAGCAGCAGGUUUCUGAGAGGAGGCCUUUGACAGCUGGCUACAACCACCACGACAGCCAUAACUCAGAGGAUAAUAGUAAUGUCGUCCUUAAUGCGCCUGGAGGGUACGACUUCGAGAGGGACUACGACUUCCCGCCACCUGGAUCACCCCCUCCGCCUGUUUCUAACUUGCCCAGCGACCUAGGCAACUCGAAUGGGAUAAUACCGACGUCUGUCGUCAGACCCUCUCCUCCGCGCCCAUCUUUCUUUCGCAGAGCUGUAGGAGCCUUGCUGCCCACCCACUAUGCUCGGGUGCCAACCGAACCCGGUCACACCAGGCCGAUAGGAGCAGGCAUCGAGAAUGACGGAGUGUUCGCGAAUGUCGUCGCCAAACCUUCGAGGGGGGUUGCAGUUAGAGCCGAUGAUGGUAACAUGUACGUCGUACCCGAGGAGUCGCAGAGGGAGGCACCACCAUCUUAUGCUACCGCACAGCUAGAUGCAGCACCCCCGUACUGGGAGACGACCGUUCACGCCCCUGCUGCCCUGGAUGGUUCUGACAUGAUCGUCGACGACCUGCCGACCGGCUCCGUCCUGCAAUUCGCCGCCAAUUUCUUCACCUCAUUCUUCUUCCAGUUCCCCGGCUUCCUCCUCACCUAUCUCUUGCACACGACGCACGCUGCCAAGUACGGCUCAAGGGCUGGGCUGGGUCUGACGUUGAUCCAGUACGGCUUUUAUUCCCGCAGUUCGAGGGCGGAUAUACCGUUGGAUGGAGAACAAGGCGGCUCGGGGACGGUGCUUCUGGGUCAUGACUCGGAGGGAUGGCCACUGGAGACUACCGCAGAGGGGAAUAGCCUACCCUCUCCGACUACGAUCGUAGGCAAUGCUACGAUGCCCGAUGAUACGAUCUACGGCAAUGUCGGAAGCAUGGCCUCGCGCGAAUGGCUUGCUUUCAUCCUCAUGACCUUGGGGUGGAUGCUGCUCUUGACAUCACUAAUUGGCUUCUGGCGCGUGAAGCGUUGGGAGCGCUCUAUCCGACAAGCUUCACAACCGCAGACCGUAACGCCCGAGGAGCUCGAACGCGAUCGAGCCGUGCGCCGUAACUUGGAAAUCGUCUUUGGAAUACCCACCGAAGAGGACGAGAACGCAGAGCGACGCGGCAUAAGUCCCGAGGCUCUGGCUGCCGAGGAGCGGUUGACCAGGGAUCUGCGACAUGCUGGAUUACUGUGAACAGUGUCGCUUCUGCGUGUGUCAUCGUCUUAUUUUUGUUCUCCCUAUCCUUCGAUAUUCUCCGCGUUAUUUAAUCAUUGAACGGUUGCUUGGACGGGCAGAAGUAGCAGCUUUUUUGGAUCUUUAUUUGUUUUGUGUUGUUGUACGCGUUAUUAGUCUGGUGAUUAGUACUUUCAGACACAACCUGUAAUCUAGCUGGCCAUCGUUCUAUCUGGUACACAUGGUCUAUAUCCGUG
Messenger RNA from Gloeophyllum trabeum ATCC 11539, 1542 nucleotides. RefSeq lists its product as uncharacterized. The record is from RefSeq and is a predicted model, not a curated record. NCBI's taxonomy places the organism in Eukaryota, Fungi, Basidiomycota, Agaricomycetes, Gloeophyllales, Gloeophyllaceae. Gene Ontology annotation, biological process: positive regulation of protein ubiquitination; metal ion transport; vacuolar transport. The coding region runs from base 8 to 1306 and encodes 432 amino acids. Gene Ontology annotation, cellular component: perinuclear region of cytoplasm; endoplasmic reticulum; Golgi apparatus. The transcript has 3 exons.